CGGGAGUGAGGGGUCCUUUUGGGCAGGACCCGCCCCUUGGUCACGUCUAGUCCAGGCACUUGGGUUAAAACCUUGCUUGCCCGCAGCGAGAGCCGGAGAGGACUGAGGCUAAGAUUUCAGAAUGACUUCCAUCUUGACUUACACGCUUAAAAAUCUUCCCAGUACAUCAAAAUGGGCCCUCAGAUUUUCUUUAAGACCUCUAAGCUGUUCCUCCCAGCUACGAGCUGCCCCAGCCGCCCAGACCAAGUCGAAGAAAACCUUAGCCAAACCCAAUAUAAGGAAUAUUGUGGUGGUGGAGGGUGUUCGCAUUCCAUUUUUGCAGUCGGGCACUUCAUAUAAGGAACUGAUGCCACAUGAUUUGGCUAGAGCAGCACUUUUGGGUUUGCUGCAUCGGACCAAUGUCCCGAAGGAUGUUGUUGAUUAUAUCAUCUUUGGCACGGUUAUACAGGAAGUGAAGACUAGCAAUGUGGCUAGAGAGGCUGCCCUGGGAGCUGGCUUCUCUGACAAGACUCCUGCUCACACUGUCACCAUGGCUUGCAUCUCUGCCAACCAAGCCAUGACCACAGGUGUUGGCUUGAUCGCCUCUGGGCAGUGCGAUGUGGUCGUGGCAGGUGGUGUAGAGUUAAUGUCUGAUGUCCCUAUUCGUCAUUCAAGGAAAAUGAGGAAGAUGUUGCUUGAUCUCAAUAAGGCCAAGACUCUGGGUCAGCGGCUGUCUUUAAUCUCUAAAUUCAGAUUGAAUUUCCUGUCACCUGAGCUCCCUGCGGUGGCCGAGUUCUCCACCAGUGAGACCAUGGGCCACUCUGCAGACCGACUGGCCGCUGCCUUUGCUGUUUCUCGACUGGACCAGGAUGAGUACGCGCUGCGCUCUCACAGCCUGGCCAAGAAGGCCCAGGAUGAAGGACUCCUGUCUGAUGUCGUGCCCUUCAAAGUACCAGGAAAAGAUACAGUUACCAAAGAUAAUGGCAUUCGUCCUUCGUCUCUGGAGCAGAUGGCCAAACUAAAACCUGCAUUCGUCAAGCCCUAUGGCACAGUGACGGCUGCAAAUUCUUCUUUCCUGACUGAUGGUGCAUCUGCAAUGCUGAUAAUGGCAGAGGAGAAAGCUCUGGCCAUGGGUUACAAGCCAAAGGCAUAUUUGAGGGAUUUUGUGUAUGUGUCUCAGGAUCCAAAAGAUCAACUUUUACUUGGACCAACUUACGCUACUCCAAAAGUUCUGGAAAGGGCAGGAUUAACAAUGACUGAUAUCGAUGCUUUUGAAUUUCAUGAAGCAUUCUCAGGUCAGAUUUUGGCUAAUUUUAAAGCCAUGGAUUCUGAUUGGUUUGCGCAAAAUUACAUGGGUAGAAAAACCAAGGUUGGGUCACCUCCUUUGGAGAAGUUUAACAACUGGGGUGGAUCGCUGUCCCUGGGACACCCAUUUGGAGCUACUGGCUGCCGGUUGGUCAUGGCAGCUGCCAACAGAUUACGGAAGGAGGGAGGCCAGUAUGGCUUGGUGGCUGCCUGUGCCGCUGGAGGGCAGGGCCAUGCGAUGAUAGUGGAAGCUUAUCCAAAAUAAUAAGGAGAGGUGACCUGGAGUUUCUGCGCAACACUCGCACUAGGCAAUGCCAUUCCAAUGCAUUACUAACUGACAUCCUUAGUUCCUAUCUCCUCUUAGGAAAAGACAAUUUGUGGCCUUCUGUUCAAUACUUUGCAAUUAAGCCUUGCUAGUAUUCUGAGCUUUUCAGUAAUCACGGCUUACUACUCUUUCAGGGAUUUCUUAAUCAGCAGAAUCUCUCAGUGUUAUGUUUAAACAGUUGUUUGGGGGCUCUAUUUUCAUUAAAUACUUAAAUGAGUGGUUGCAGUUCAGGAGAGAGGUUCUCUGAGAUUUGGAAUCAUCUUUGUAACAUUUGCAAAGUAUACUCCUUCCUAUUUGUGACCUAAAGAUGCGUGUUUUCUAUAAAAUACAAACCAAUGUGCCUAAAGAAACUUAAUUAUGGAAAGGUAAUUCAGAGUUUAAAUUUCACUGAAAACUUACAGUAAAUGUUUAGAUAUAUAAGUACCCUGUUACACUUAAUAAAGUGAGGGAGUAUUGAA
Molecule: messenger RNA, 2067 nt
Organism: Leopardus geoffroyi (Geoffroy's cat)
Lineage: Eukaryota; Metazoa; Chordata; Mammalia; Carnivora; Felidae
Gene: HADHB
Product: hydroxyacyl-CoA dehydrogenase trifunctional multienzyme complex subunit beta
Exons: 16
Coding region: 122-1549 (475 amino acids)
Biological process (GO): fatty acid beta-oxidation
Molecular function (GO): acyltransferase activity, transferring groups other than amino-acyl groups
Source: RefSeq, a predicted model, not a curated record